Tribolium castaneum (red flour beetle) is the source of this 1442-nucleotide messenger RNA. Its product is annotated as very long chain fatty acid elongase 7. The coding region runs from base 143 to 1120 and encodes 325 amino acids. NCBI's taxonomy places the organism in Eukaryota, Metazoa, Arthropoda, Insecta, Coleoptera, Tenebrionidae. The transcript is spliced from 7 exons. Gene Ontology annotation, molecular function: fatty acid elongase activity. The record is from RefSeq and is a predicted model, not a curated record. Gene Ontology annotation, cellular component: endoplasmic reticulum membrane. Gene Ontology annotation, biological process: fatty acid elongation, saturated fatty acid; fatty acid elongation, polyunsaturated fatty acid; sphingolipid biosynthetic process.
CAAGUUAGUUGCAGUCGUAGCCUUAGUAAACUGUCUUCACUAUCGGUAAAUAGUAGUCCAAGACAGUACAACUGAGAACAAUCGAAAAGAAUUGAGUGAUUCGUGUUCUGUGAUAAUCUAGUAAUUUUAAAUUAAGGUAAAAAUGACACAACUAAUAAGAAAUGUGAUAGACGGUUACCACGACCUCAUGGAUAAUAAAAGCGACCCCAGGGUCAACGAUUGGUUCCUGAUGAGCUCGCCAUUCCCCACACUCCUCAUCUGCUUGAGCUACGCUUACGGCGUUAAGGUAGUAGGCCCCAAAUUGAUGGAAAACAGGAAGCCGUUCAAUCUCAAAUACACCCUGAUCUUCUAUAAUUUAUUCCAAGUUAUAUUUAGCACGUACCUAUUUUACGAGAGCGCGGUUGCGGGAUGGAUGAACCAUUACAGCUUUAAAUGCCAACCCGUGGACUACUCGAGGAGUCCGCUGGCCAUGAGAAUGGCCAGAGGAUGCUGGUGGUACUACUUCUCCAAGUUCACAGAAUUCCUUGACACGAUAUUUUUCGUUUUGCGGAAGAAAAACGAUCACAUAUCGACCCUGCACGUGAUCCACCACGGCAUCAUGCCCAUGAGCGUGUGGUUCGGGGUGAAGUUCACCCCCGGGGGCCACUCCACCUUCUUCGGCUUUUUGAACACUUUUGUGCACAUCAUCAUGUACUCUUACUACUUGAUCGCAGCACUGGGGCCCCAGUACCAGAAGUACUUGUGGUGGAAGAAGUACCUCACCACCAUACAGAUGAUCCAAUUCGUCCUGGUCAUGGUGCACGCGUUCCAACUCCUCUUCAUCGACUGCAACUACCCUAAGGCCUUCGUGUGGUGGAUUGGAUUGCACGCCGUUAUGUUCUACUUCCUCUUCUCCAACUUCUACAAGCAAACUUACGUGAAAAAAGACAAGAAGAAGGUCAAAUCAGAUGACCACCAGGACGAAGAAGUGAAGACGAAGAGGUCGAAUAUUGGGAUUUGUUUCACCACGCAGACGGCGCUGUAUGAGAAAACCGACGAUGUGAAAGAAAUGACUAAAGGUUACACUUCUGAUGGCAACAGGUUAAGAAAUAGAGUGUUCAUUGAUAAUCCUCGAGCGUAACGCAAUGUAGAAUAAUUUAUUUAUGUCGUAAUGUAAAAUGUCUUACCAGCUAAUUUCAUCACACUAGUUGUAUGAAUAAUUUGUAAUUAAGUACAAAGGCGCAAUUGGGAUAUUGGAAUUGGUUUUGUCUGUGAAGACAUCCAGUCAAAUCUUUACGUAUCUGUAAGAUACAUGUGUGUGAGUUUUUUUGACUCGAGACUUUCUUCCAGCUGUUUUUUUCAAAACAGGUUACGUAUUUAAGUAGGUUUAGACUAUAUUUAUUGUUAAUUGUUGUAAAAUAAUUUGUAAAGUAGUUUUACAGAAAUACAUUAUUUUUAAAGUA